GGCGGUCACACAGACGCAAAUGUAAAAGUAGCAGCUCCAACUGUUGCCCGGACUAACCCACUCUGCAUCCACGUCUGUCACACUCUGACACAGACUGCUGCUCACCGGGCUCAAAGCGGAAAGUGAGCGAAGAGGUGAAACGUUUACGCACCAGGUUUUCAGUCCGGAUAUUUGGCACAUCUUUAGAGUCGACCUUGGAUAGUUUUGAACAUUUUGCUGCACUCUUUGGGAUUUUCAAUUUCCAUCUAUUUCAGCGUAAAUUGCAGCUGUGAAGAUGUUCUCUACGCACCUGUUCCUGAUUGUAAAUUGUUUCCUGGGUGUCGCAUCGGUUUGGACCGUGAAAGGUAGUUCUGGGGGCGCGCAAGACAGGAGCGUCCUCCAGUCCUUGUUGGAUCCGUUUUCAGAUGACUUGGAUCAGGACAUGCUCUCCAAACACAUGUUUAAACUGUACGAGAAGUACAACAGAGAAAAUCGCCUCAGGGAAGGAAACACUGUCAGAAGUUUCAGAGCCAUCCCAGAUUCUUCUGAUCACAGGACAGUGUACUGGCUAAACCUUACAACCCUUCAGGACUCAGAGGUCAUCCUGUCUGCUACAUUUCACUUCCUGCAUGAGCGACGUCCUCCUCAAAAACCGUGGUUCUGUAAACGCUUUAAGGGCCCGUCUUGCCAUUCUUCAGACAUCCACCCUUCUCCGUCCAUCAGCCUGCUCCUUCGCUCUGUCUCCUCAGGGUCAGAGAUCAGCUCUAGGUCAAAGGGGUCUUUUCUAGGCAAUGUAACCUUCCACCCCCACAGGAGAGGGGUGUGGCAGAUGAAAGAUGUGACCCAGGUCAUAAAAGAGGCACAGGACAAGGGUCAUCUUCUAAUAUCAGUGGAGUUGGACUUUGGGCAGCAGUACCAAAGGAAACCAGAGGAGGUGCUGUCUGUCGGCAAUCUGCCCUACCUUUUACUUUAUGCCAAUGACCAAGCUUUGAUGGAGCCCAACAGCGUGGCUGCAAGCCUUCAGAGAUAUGACCCAUCCCCUGAGGGAGGAGAGCCCUCACAUUCCUCACCGUCCUCUCACCUCCUGCACAAGCCUAAUUCCUCACCAGAGUCGAAAGGACGUGUGAGAAGAGAAGCCAUUCUGCUCCCUGACCCCAUUCAGAACAAUGAGCUGCCUGAGGUUGAGUACAAGCCUGAUGGAUACAGGAAGGAUGACCUUUGGGAAAGCACUUGGUACCUGGCAUUCAAACCAAAGCUGAAAUCAGGAAGGAAAGAAAAGAAAAGAAAGAGCCAUGAGGAAGAAGGUAUGGAGAAAGGAAAAGGAACACAUCACAGAAAAGAAUCUGAGGCUCACAGAGAAGCAGAGAGAACAUCACAGGGGCAUCACCUCGAUGAAUCAAGUGCGAAAAAGCCUAGCAACAAAGACAUUCCCACUCCAUCUAUAGGCCAUGAGCGAAAGGACGAGCAGAGAAGUGAUGGGAAAAAGCACAAGGCCAGUGCAAACCCUCAAUCACCUGUUCUGAAUUUUGAUGAAAAAACAAUGCGAAAGGCCAGACGGAGGCAGUGGGGUGAAACCCAGCACAGAAGUUGCUCCAGAAGGAACCUCCGAGUGGAUUUUGCAGAUAUUGGCUGGAGUGAAUGGGUCAUUGCACCCAAGGCGUUUGAUGCCUACUACUGUGCUGGCACAUGCGGAUUUCCCAUGCCCAAGGUUGUGAGGCCGUCUAACCAUGCCACCAUCCAGAGCAUAGUUCGAGCUGUUGGGAUCAUCCCUGGGGUUCCAGAGCCCUGUUGUGUCCCAGAGAAGAUGAGUCCUCUGGCUGUGCUCUACCAGGAUGAAUCCAGCAACCCAGUGCUGAAAGUUUACCCCAAUAUGUCCGUCCAGUCCUGCUCCUGCAGAUAGGAAGGGAGGGAAAAGGACAAAGCAGGGUGGAUGUGGAGGGACGCAAACAACAGGACUAACAGAGAUUGAACUGAACCUCUGUUUGUUCAGUGGUUUCUUAAUACUGGGAGAAACAAAGUCACUUUGGCCGUCGUUAUUCCUUAAGGAACAUAGGCUGUAGAGAAAUCACUUCCAUCUCUUUUGUCCUGCGGCAGCAGACUUGAAGAACCACAUUGUCUGGCGUCUGCCUUACAAAGAGGAACAGAGUCACACAUGUAAAGUCGGGGCUCCACAUGUGUCAGAAGCCCAGUUGUUUUGAUUCUGUGUUUGAUGUAAUAUUGAGGAUUUCAUGGACAGCAGCUUUUAAGGAACAUUUCCCUUUUAUCUCAGAAUGUUCAGUACUUGUACCAGCUCACAGUGGGUUUAUGUUCAUACUGUCUGGAGACAUAAAGGCUAUAAAUGAAAGACUUAUCAAUGUGUCGUCAGGCAGUUUACAAAGUCACAUACAGAUGACAGAUUAUGAAACAUUUUGAUAUACUGUGUACAUCUGUUUUUAAUUUUAAGCUAAUUAUAUCCCACAUUGUACAUACAUGCAAUUUUAAUGUGUUUGCAAGAUGGGGCAAGAUGUCUUGCUCUGUAUAUCUUAAAAAGGAAGUGUCCAAUGAGUUGCAGAGAGCAUCUGGAAUUCAUUUACAUACACCCCUCCCCCCAUAACACUUCAGGAAUGAAACCAGAAAUAUUUUUCUAUUUUUGAAUGUGAAACUUUGUUGACAUUACUUUGUCAAGGUUACAAGAUUGUGUAUUACUCUAUUUUAGUUGAAAUUGUGUUUUGUACAUGUGUCUUGUUUAAAUUAUG
Molecule: messenger RNA, 2714 nt
Organism: Sphaeramia orbicularis (orbiculate cardinalfish)
Lineage: Eukaryota; Metazoa; Chordata; Actinopteri; Kurtiformes; Apogonidae
Gene: gdf10a
Product: growth differentiation factor 10a
Exons: 3
Coding region: 275-1879 (534 amino acids)
Biological process (GO): positive regulation of osteoblast differentiation
Cellular component (GO): extracellular region
Molecular function (GO): cytokine activity; growth factor activity
Source: RefSeq, a predicted model, not a curated record